Molecule: messenger RNA, 3813 nt
Organism: Sebastes umbrosus (honeycomb rockfish)
Lineage: Eukaryota; Metazoa; Chordata; Actinopteri; Perciformes; Sebastidae
Gene: soul3
Product: heme-binding protein soul3
Exons: 5
Coding region: 379-1185 (268 amino acids)
Source: RefSeq, a predicted model, not a curated record
UCCGGCUCUGGAGAGAGAAGGAAAACUCACUCUGCUCCGCGAAAGCGAGGGAGGGGAGGCGACGUCUUGGUUAUUUAGCGAAUAUAAAGUGUACCCAGCUAAGGGAUAAGGCUAGUUACAAACCAGAAAUAAGCCUGCAAACAUGAAUAUCGAGGGAAGCUUCGUAGUGGCUGGUUUGUUGACAAGAAACAAGUAUCGACUGGUGCUGAUCUGAUCUGGACGAGCAACUCGCCGAGGUCCAUAGAGAAAAACAACACUUUAAAGAAACGUCAGAACAACAGCGACUCUUCAGUGAAUUUAGCUUUUUUUAUCAGAUAUUUAGUGAGCCCUUUGAGGUGUUUUUUCAUCGGCUGGUAGCUACUAGUCUUACGAAUAGAGAUGGAUCGAGGUGGCUGCCAAAUGAGCGGCGGUGGUGACGGCGGGCCCGACCAACCCGGAGGGAUGAUCAGCCUGGAGGACCUGGAGUCUUUCUCCGAGGAGCAGCCGUUAGACUCCGGCAACGGCAGCCUGGAGGAAGAGGGAGAAGCCAUGGAGGAGGACCGACUGCUGCAGUACUGGCAGGACGUGGCGAGGGGACACCAAGUGGAGGUUGCUCAAGAAAUGGCAGAGCCCAUUCAACAGCUAACCAGCAACAACCAAGGACGCAGUGGCAGAGAACAAAUCCCUUUCACUCUACUCGCACGCAAAGAGAAGUGUGGGGAGGUGCUGUAUGAGAAACGCCAGUAUGAAAAGGGCCACUGGGCUUGUGUAACAAUGCGUGAGGAGACUUAUGAACAGAGCAUCUGCUAUGGUUUUAUGAAGCUUAUGAGAUACAUCUGCCAGCAGAACUCCUUGGAUAACUACCUGGGCAUGACGCUGCCCAUCGUCACAGUGGUGCACACAAAUGAGAACCAUACUGUGAUCUCCAAUGACGUCACUGUGGCGUACUUCCUCCCCAUUGAGCAUCAGGCCCAGCCCCCACAACCUCAUGACAACGAGAUCGGCAUAGAGGUCUGGCCUGCCACUACUGUAUACACAAGGCCCUUUACUGGUCCCACCAAUGAAGUGACCAUCGUUAAUCAGAUCAACGCCAUGGCUGAGGGGCUAGACGGUGUGACCGUCAAUGACCAGUUCAUCGUGGCCGGCUACACCAACCCCGCUCACGUCAACCGUCAGAACGAGAUCUGGUUCCUAGAGCGAUGCUGAGGGACGAGGAAAUAGAGCAUCAUCUUAUCUGUGACCCUUGAGCUUCAUAAAAGACUCCCCAAAUACUGCCGCAGCUCAGCUACAGCCUCAGGUGCAACCCAGUCUUUCCCCCCACACCACCCCAUCACCUCUACCUGAAAUGACCACCAGCCCCAGCACACUCCACAUCAGUAGAGGCCUACUCAGCCCUUACUCUACCCUCAGUGAAGUUUCAUUCAUGUUCAUUUAGGUGGAUCUUCAUUUCACCCAUAAGAACUGAUCCAGACCACUGCCAUAUACACUCUCACGAACACAACCCAGAUGUUAAAAGGCACAAUGAGUAGGAUUUGUCAGAUUAUAAACACAACAUUCACAGUUGGCCAACGAUGAGGGUUACGGUGCUCACAAGCGGGUAAAAGCCAACCCCAGAUUCAUUCUCGUUUUGGACCGAGCUUUGUCCACUUGGUGUUUUGCAUCGCUAUAUUUGCGGGGGGGUUUCGGCGCUGUGUCCGCCAUUUCCAUAGCUUUAGCUUCCGUAUGCAUGCUUACGACCUGGUCGCUAGGGAUGUCCCAAGGAUAUUUUUUUCGACUCUCUCUCUUGUCCCGUGUGUGUGAAAUCUGACUCCUGCUACACUGUGCUGGGAAUCCGUGUGGAGCAGACACUUUCACUUCAGUUUGUAGCGUCCGUCGUCCGACUAUGUAUUGAUAACACGGCGCUGAUACACGAAAAUGAAUUAAAUGGGGUUUUUUUCUAUUAAAAAAGCAAAACUAUGGUGGGGGCAGUGAGCAAGCAAUGUAAUCUGUGUAUGCUUAAACACUGCGUAACACCGGUAAUACCGACUACCACAGCAAGCCUACUGGUCACUACGGCCAGAAAUGUCCCGAAACAAAAUAAGAAAAGACAGACAGAGGUACUGAGAUACACACACCGACCACACACUUCUAGUGGGUCAUAAGUGAUGAUUGAGAGGGAUUAUUUUUGUACGAGUCCAUACAUUCAUUUUAAGGAAAAUCCUACUCAUUGUACCUCAAAACAACCUUUCCUAAGCACAAGACCCUCUAGUUAAAAGGUAAAAUAGUUAACACUCUGUGAACACGGUGAUUGCUGUCAGAAACAUGCAACAGCCCAUCUUUUCACAGCAGAAGCAGUUACCCCAUUGUGGACACGCAGCCGCCUUAUCGUGCUCCCUUUCUGUUUGUUGCACAGCUACAACGUCUUGUCAUGUGGGGUGAAGGUCAGUGCACAACAACAUAGUUUCAUUCUCUAGCUUGCUGAGGUGAUUUCAACUCUGUCAAUGUCUGCUUCUUUUUUUUUUUUAUCUCUGGACUACAUGAUUCACUACAGGUUAACUGCAUUACCAGUUAUAUUGUUUUCUCAGUAAGUGCAACAUAUACCAACACUUUACAAGCCAGUUAUUACAGUUGCUGGGCCGCUAACCUAACCCAAUCUAAAGGGUGCGUUCAUCCGUUGGUACUGUACGGUGGUUAGGAAGGGGGACCUGCAACAUGCAACACAACCCGACAGACAACAUCCAGACCAGAACUGGUGGCUUAAAAACCAUAAAUAAGCUCAACACAACAGAUGACGCUAAUUUAGAAAACAUGAAUGUACGGCUACAGGGAGGAUAACAACAAACGACACACUUCUACAAACCAAACACUGAAAAACUCACUGAUUUUACAGCUGAAAGACAAUCAUAAAGUACUGACAUAUAUAUACAUAUAUAAAAGUUGAUGCAUUCCUCAUUUCAAAUCUAUUCACACAUAGGAAGAAUAGUUACUUAUAUACCUCUUUCUACCUGCUACUCUUGUGUCAAUGUUAGUGAUUAUGCAUUCACUGCUGAACUGCAAAACACCACUGCCGCUGAGUAGAGACAAUGCAACCAAGAAAAGAUAUACUCUAGUUAUAAUCUUUUUUUGUUAAACUAGUUAAAGCUGUUUUUAAUGUUCCGUCACCAAUCUAAGUAGAGUCUAUACAGUUAAAGAUGUAUGUUUAUCUUCACUAUAUUUUUAAUUAAUGCAAUUCAAUAAAAAACAAAGUGAUACACCAGCUACACCUAGAGUUCACAGUAAUAUUAUAGGAAUGCUUCUGCUUUGGACAUUUACAUUUACUGCUUGGGUGCCAGUGAAAUAAAACUGGAAGUGAACGAGCCAAAUCAUCACUGUGUGAUUUAUUUUGGACAGGUGCAUAGGCGGUCAAUAAUUGAGGCCUAUUAAAUGUGUGUAAAAUGACAAGUGAAAUUCAGCUCAAAUUGUGAGGUUUCAUCUUAUUCAAUCCAGAUAAAAAAUGUUAAACAAAGAAAGUUAAGAAUGCUAGUAUUUGGUUGGGAAGGUUUCCCCAUCCUGGUUGACAUCAAGACAUCCAAAUCCAAAGAAUUUAUUUUGCAUUAUUGUAGAGUUGAUAUGAUGCUCCAUGGCAACUGUAGUGUUAAGUAAAACACUUGUAAAGCCAUGAUACAUGUGGGUUGGUUUUCCCUCUGGUUAUAUGGGAACAUCAAGUGUGAGAUUUUUUUUUCCUUUCUUUUUUGCUUAUUGUUUUAGUGUUUUGCAAAAGUGUGCUGUACUGUGAAAAUUCAAGUGCAACAGCAAGAGCUACUGUGGUUUUCUUUGUUCAAUAAAAACGUGCUUGUCUAUUGUCUUUUGAAAUGU